GGCUUAUUGCAUCAAGCCCCUGCUUUACAGUCUCUCUAUAUACUCUGCUGUUCUCAAGCCUACAAACUACACAUUUUCUUCACAUUUCUUGCCCAAGUCCCCUCUUUUCUCAGGUGAUUUGUAUACAAAGAUUGGAACUUUAUUGUUGAAUUGUUGUGAAGAUGAACGGAGCUGCUUUGGUGGCAAUUGUUGCCACAAUUGGCAACAUGUUACAAGGUUGGGAUAAUGCUACUAUUGCAGGAGCGGUUGUUUACGUGAAGAAAGAACUUAACUUGGGAACUACUGCAGAAGGGCUUGUUGUUGCCAUGUCGCUGAUUGGUGCUACAUUAAUCACGACGUGCUCUGGGACCAUAUCUGAUCGGGUUGGUCGACGUCCGAUGCUUAUACUGUCGUCCACGUUUUAUUUCGUCAGUGGUUUGAUAAUGUUAUGGUCUCCCAACAUUUAUACACUACUUUUAGCAAGACUUUUGGAUGGAUUCGGUGUAGGUUUGGCUGUUACUUUAGUUCCGCUCUAUAUCUCUGAGACUGCUCCAUCUGAGAUAAGGGGAUUGUUGAACACCCUACCACAAUUUUUGGGUUCUGCUGGAAUGUUUUUUGCGUAUUGUAUGGUUUUUGGAAUGUCACUCAUGGACUCACCAAGUUGGCGAUUAAUGCUAGGGGUUCUUUCUGCCCCCUCUAUUGUAUAUUUCUUAUUAGUUGUACUAUAUUUACCUGAAUCUCCUCGAUGGCUUGUGAGUAAAGGAAAGAUGACCGAGGCUAAACGAGUCUUGCAGAAACUGCGGGGCAGAGAAGAUGUUUCAGCUGAGAUGGCUUUGCUAGUUGAAGGUCUGGCAGUUGGUGGUGAUGCAUCCUUUGAAGAAUACAUUAUAGGCCCAGUCAAUGACCUUACUGAGGAUCAAGAUCCAGAGGCAGAAAAAGAGCAAAUCAAAUUGUACGGACCUGAAGCAGGACUCUCAUGGGUUGCCAAACCUGUCACAGGACAAAGUGCUAUUGGUCUUGCAUCGCGCAAUGGAAGCCUUGUAAACCAGGGUAUGCCCCUUGUGGAUCCUAUUGUGACUCUCUUUGGCAGUGUCCAUGAGAAACUUCCCGAAACAGGAAGUAUGCGAAGCAUGCUGUUUCCAAAUUUUGGCAGCAUGUUUAGCAUGGCUGAUCCUCAUGCUAAACACGAACAGUGGGAUGAAGAGAGCCUGCAGAGAGAAGGUGAAGAUUAUACCACAGAUGCUGGUGGAGAAGACUCCGAUGAUAACUUGCAGAGCCCAUUGAUUUCACGUCAAACAACAAGCAUGGAUAAGGACAUGGGUGCUCCACGUUCAAAUGGCAGUGUCCUUGGUGUUAGGCGCAAUAGCAGUCUCUUGAAAGGAAAUACAGGAGAAGAGAGUAUGGGCAUUGGGGGUGGCUGGCAAUUGGCAUGGAAAUGGUCAGAAAGACAAGGUGAAGAUGGAAAGAAAGAAGGAGGUUUCAACAGGAUCUAUCUGCAUGAGGAAGGGAUUGCUGGGUCCAGGCGUGGGUCUAUUGUUUCACUUCCUGGUGGGGAGAUUAAUCCAGAGAAUGACUACAUACAGGCUGCUGCUCUUGUAAGCCAAACUGCUCUCUAUUCAAAGGACCUUAUGAAUCAGCAUCCAGUUGGACCAGCAAUGGUUCAUCCAUCUGAAACUGUUUCUCAAGGGGUGGGUUGGAGUGCUCUUCUAGAACCAGGAGUCAGGCGUGCACUGAUUGUUGGCGUUGGGAUUCAAAUCCUUCAACAGUUUUCUGGCAUUAAUGGGGUGAUGUACUACACUCCGCAAAUCCUUGAGCAAGCAGGCGUUGAAGUUCUUCUUUCCAGCUUGGGAAUUGGUUCUGAGUCUGCAUCUUUCCUCAUUAGUGCAUUUACAACCUUGUUAAUGCUUCCUUGCAUAGCUGUAGCAAUGAGAUUUGUUGAUGUUGCUGGCAGAAGGACAUUGCUGCUCACGACCAUCCCUGUGCUGAUAGUUUCACUUGUUGUCCUAGUCAUCGGUAAUGUGGUCAACAUGGGUACCGUUCUUCAUGCAAUCAUAUCGACCAUCUGUGUCAUAAUCUAUUUCUGCUGCUUCGUCAUGGGUUAUGGACCGAUCCCGAAUAUCCUCUGCUCAGAAAUAUUCCCUACAAGAGUUAGAGGUCUUUGCAUUGCCAUAUGUGCUCUUGUGUACUGGAUCUGUGAUAUCAUUGUGACCUACACGUUGCCUGUGAUGCUCACUUCGAUUGGACUAGCUGGCGUCUUUGGCAUAUAUGCCAUUGUAUGUGUCAUUUCUUGGAUCUUCGUCUAUGUAAAGGUUCCAGAAACCAAAGGCAUGCCCCUGGAAGUUAUUACAGAGUUCUUUGCUAUCGGUGCAAGGCAAGUCGAUGCUGCAAAAACAGAGUGACGGAAGACAGCUGAACCGUUUUCCAGUAAUUCGACGACUUCUUUGCUGAUAGGGCAGUGCAAGUCCUUGCUGUCAAGGAGUGGAGUGGGGAUUUUGAAAAUGCAAAGCAGUUAUAAGUUGGCAGGCUAGGAAUGGCACUCUCAUCGUACAAAUUUUGAAACUUCAGUUUGAAAUUCAAUCUCAUAGUUAUUUUUGUUCAUCUGGUUUGUAGUACUUUGAAAUAAAUACAGGCUUUGCCGUGUUUUUUGUGUUUUGUAAAUUCUAUAAUAUUCAGCCAUAUGUGCCUCCAUUAUCACCA
Daucus carota subsp. sativus is the source of this 2676-nucleotide messenger RNA. RefSeq names its product monosaccharide-sensing protein 2. Gene Ontology annotation, biological process: transmembrane transport. NCBI's taxonomy places the organism in Eukaryota, Viridiplantae, Streptophyta, Magnoliopsida, Apiales, Apiaceae. Gene Ontology annotation, molecular function: transmembrane transporter activity. The record is from RefSeq and is a predicted model, not a curated record. The transcript is spliced from 6 exons. Bases 162 to 2378 code for a protein of 738 amino acids. Gene Ontology annotation, cellular component: membrane.